GCACCCGCGAUUGAUAAGCACGGAUUGUGAUGGGCGGCUGAGCAAGCGAUCGCAUGCAAACCUUCCCCGACCCAAACAGCCCAUCGGUACAGGCUUUUAACGGUGAUAACCUCCGCCAGACUACGGAACUCGAAGCAGCUCCGACGCAGUGAUAAGGUACGUGAGAUUGCGCAUGUUGGUGUGAAGGAGAUCGGUUCCCGGUCCCAAACUGUGCCUCGAUCAUAAAAGCUGACCCGGACCAAGUGAAACUUUCCAGUCGUUGUUUGUUCAUCGCUCGCUACGACCGAAGCCACACUUCCUCCCGGGGCGGCCUCUGUAGUCUCUGUUUUUGUGUCUCGUGCAUGUGUUUGCGGUGUAAAGAAGUCCCAUGUAAUAGUGCGCAAAGACAUUGAUGCCAAUGUGUUGUGACCGUCGGCGAUAGAUUUCAAGUGACUUCCCUUUAUGACCCGAAAGACCUCAUCGCAGGACAUCAUCGCAUCUGUGAUCUAGACGAACAAAAAAAAAAAAACCUCCCAUCCAGGAACCACGUGGUGGUUCGGUAGUAGUAUCCGCAUUUGCUGGACCCUCCCUAGGCAACUGCUGCGCUUGUGAUUCUCACUUUACUCUAGUGAUAAAGAGUGUUUCUAGCCGACGCGUCCAUCCCUCGAUUGUACCUGUGUGAUCAAGAACUGAAUGGUGAAAGAGCCUGAGAGCGGUAGUAGCAGUGUGAAUUAUUUCCACGUCUUCAGCUCGUUCUGUUUGGCGACCACAUUGUUUGACCUUCGCGAAGAUUGCUCCAAAAUGGCCUGUCUUCCGCAGUCAGCGUUCGCAGUGCACAAGAUCCGGCAGGCCCAGAACAACAAGGAUCUCACCGUUGCUCGUAUGACCGGUGACAAGCAGGGUCCCAGAUAUUUGAACAAGAAUACUCUCGACCUAACACCGGUCAAGUACAAUGGAAAGCUGAUGAACAGCAUCUGGGGCCUGUACAAUCGCUACUCGCCCCACAACUUCAAGAAAAACAAUGGUUCCUACGGGAGUUUCUUUGGCAUGCAACAGCCAUUUGCUGUUGCAUGCUCUCCGAUGGAGAAAGAACAACCGGUGACCAAUCCAGCCGACCAGAAUUAGAUUGGCAGAAUCGUAUCUAGACGACUUGAGUUGAGUUUUCACAAUUUCUAGAUCAAUAGUUUGUAGAAUCAUGAUUGUGAUUUAUUGGAAUAAUAAAUGCUUUAUUCUGUAAUUUAUA
Molecule: messenger RNA, 1222 nt
Organism: Anopheles stephensi (Asian malaria mosquito)
Lineage: Eukaryota; Metazoa; Arthropoda; Insecta; Diptera; Culicidae
Exons: 4
Coding region: 673-1104 (143 amino acids)
Source: RefSeq, a predicted model, not a curated record